Nematolebias whitei (Rio pearlfish) is the source of this 2169-nucleotide messenger RNA. RefSeq names its product radixin. The record is from RefSeq and is a predicted model, not a curated record. Gene Ontology annotation, cellular component: plasma membrane; filopodium; cytoskeleton. Gene Ontology annotation, molecular function: actin binding; cell adhesion molecule binding. The coding region runs from base 95 to 1834 and encodes 579 amino acids. The transcript has 15 exons. Gene Ontology annotation, biological process: positive regulation of protein localization to early endosome; positive regulation of early endosome to late endosome transport; regulation of organelle assembly. Lineage: Eukaryota; Metazoa; Chordata; Actinopteri; Cyprinodontiformes; Rivulidae.
GAGCCCCUCCCGCUCCUGGGACAGAAGUGUCGCUGCCAUCCAGUGAAGGAUUUCUCCUCUCAGCUGUGGGGUGUAAGGAGGAGAGGAAGCAAAGAUGCCUAAACCAAUUAAUGUUCGUGUAACCACCAUGGAUGCAGAGCUGGAGUUCGCCAUCCAGCCUAACACCACAGGAAAACAGCUCUUUGACCAGGUGGUGAAGACGGUGGGGCUGCGGGAGGUGUGGUUCUUCGGCCUGCAGUAUGUGGACAGUAAAGGUUACACCACCUGGCUCAAGCUCAACAAAAAGGUGACCCAGCAAGAUGUGAAAAAGGAAAACCCUCUGCAGUUCAAGUUCAGAGCCAAAUUCUUCCCUGAAGACGUCUCGGAGGAAUUAAUCCAGGACAUCACACAGAGACUUUUCUUCUUACAGGUCAAAGAGGCCAUUCUGAACGAUGAGAACUACUGUCCCCCAGAGACCGCCGUGCUGCUGGCUUCAUACGCUGUCCAGGCCAAAUAUGAAGACUUCUCCAAAGAUGUCCACAAGCCUGGGUACCUGACCCACGACAGACUUCUGCCUCAGAGAGUUCUGGAGCAGCACAAGCUGACGAAGGAGCAGUGGGAAGACCGGAUACAGACCUGGCAUGAAGAGCACAAAGGGAUGCUCAGAGAGGACUCCAUGAUGGAGUACCUGAAGAUCGCCCAAGACCUGGAGAUGUAUGGAGUCAACUACUUCGAGAUCAAAAACAAGAAGGGCUCGCAGCUGUGGCUCGGCGUGGACGCUCUUGGUCUCAACAUUUACGAGCACGAGGACAAACUGACGCCGAAGAUCGGUUUUCCCUGGAGCGAGAUUCGAAACAUCUCGUUCAACGACAAGAAGUUCGUCAUCAAACCCAUCGACAAAAAAGCUCCCGACUUUGUGUUUUACGCCCCUCGGCUGCGCAUCAACAAGCGCAUCUUGGCGCUGUGCAUGGGUAACCACGAGCUGUACAUGAGGAGGAGGAAGCCCGACACCAUCGAGGUGCAGCAGAUGAAAGCUCAGGCCAGAGAAGAGAAGCACCACAAGCAGAUGGAGAGAGCGCAGCUGGAGAAUGAAAAGAAGAAGCGGGAGCUUGCGGAGAAGGAGAAGGAAAGGAUAGAGCGCGAGAAAGAGGAGCUGAUGGAGAGGCUUCGGCAGAUUGAAGAGCAGACGACGAGAGCUCAGAGAGAGCUGGAGGAGCAGACCCACCGAGCCUUGGAGCUGGAGCAGGAGCGAAGGAAGGCCCGGGAGGAAGCCGAGAGGCUGGAGAGAGACCGGCGAGCGGCCGAGGAGGCCAAGGCAGAGCUGGCCAGACAGGCUGCAGACCAGCAGAAGACCCAGGAGCAACUGGCUUCUGAGCUGGCUGAGUUCACGGCAAAGAUCACUCUUCUGGAAGAAGCCAAGAGGAAGAAGGACGAGGAGGCCACAGAGUGGCAGCACAAGGCUCUGACUGCUCAGGAAGACCUGGAGAAGACCAAGGAGGAGCUGAAGACCGCCAUGACAGCGGUGCCGGCUCCUCCGGGGGGCCAGGCCGAGCACGACGAGCAGGACGAGAACCACGCGGAGGCCAGUGCCGAGCUUUCGAACGAGGGCGUCAGCCAGGUGGACCUCCGCAGCGAGGAGGAGCGCGUCACCGAGGCUCAGAAGAACGAGAGGGUGAAGCAGCAGCUGCAGACGUUGAGCUCGGAGCUGGCCGAGGCCAGAGACGAAACCAAGAAGACGCAGAACGACGUGCUGCACGCCGAGAACGUAAAGGCGGGCCGAGACAAGUACAAAACGCUGCGGCAGAUCCGGCAGGGCAACACGAAGCAGCGCAUCGACGAGUUCGAGUCCAUGUGAGCACGCUGCCAUCACUUUUAGGUUUUUUAUUUUCAGGAGGAGCUCCUGAACUUUACCCCAAACGACUCCGGCUUCUUGGCUUCUUUUAUUUUGACACAUCUUCGGCUCCCCCUGCUGAUCUGGUAAACUCGUCUAACUUUGCCAAACCCCUGUUCCACACACGGAAAAUCUGAAUUUCUCCUCGACGCGGAGCUGCAAACAGAACAAUUACCAAUCCUCUGCAGUCUGAACGGGAAACCGUCAAACCAAACAGAUGUAUUUUUUUUAUUUCUUGGAUCGGGAGCGCUCACGGCCAUAGAAAAGCUCCCUUUUUGUUUCCCAACGUUCUCCACGUU